Messenger RNA from Mercurialis annua (annual mercury), 1873 nucleotides. Its product is annotated as AP-2 complex subunit mu. The record is from RefSeq and is a predicted model, not a curated record. Gene Ontology annotation, biological process: endocytosis; intracellular protein transport. NCBI's taxonomy places the organism in Eukaryota, Viridiplantae, Streptophyta, Magnoliopsida, Malpighiales, Euphorbiaceae. Bases 218 to 1534 code for a protein of 438 amino acids. The transcript is spliced from 13 exons. Gene Ontology annotation, cellular component: clathrin adaptor complex; cytoplasmic vesicle.
GUACCAACUGGAAACUCUGCGAAUACUUAGAAAAAUAAAAAUAAAAUUUUACCAUUUCUCUCCUUUUAUUAGCCACCACCGGCGAUCUCCAGUUCUGGAAUCAACUGCUGGUUAUUUAUUUAAAUAUUCAAAUUCCGCAGAUCUGGUGAUUUGUACAUUAAGAAUUGGUGGAGUAUUGUUGUAAUUAAUUUAAUUUAAUUGUGCGGUUGGAUCAGCUAUGCCGGUGGCUGCUUCUGCUAUCUAUUUCUUAAAUCUUCGCGGCGAUGUCCUCAUCAAUCGUCUCUAUCGCGACGAUGUCGGUGGAAAUAUGGUGGAUGCAUUCCGAGUUCAUAUUAUGCAAACAAAAGAACUUGGCACCUGUCCGGUGCGACAGAUUGGGGGUUGCUCUUUCUUUUAUAUGAGAAUCAGCAAUGUGUAUAUUGUGAUUGUCGUCAGCAGCAAUGCUAAUGUGGCUUGUGCAUUUAAGUUUGUUGUUGAGGCUGUUGCAUUGUUCAAAUCAUACUUUGGUGGGUCUUUUGAUGAAGAUGCUAUCAGAAAUAAUUUUGUCCUGAUUUAUGAGUUGCUAGAUGAAAUCAUGGACUUCGGCUACCCACAAAAUCUUUCUCCUGAGAUUUUGAAGCUGUAUAUUACUCAAGAAGGAGUGCGUUCACCAUUUUCAUCUAAGCCUACAGAUAAACCUGUACCUAAUGCAACAUUACAAGUCACCGGUGCUGUUGGCUGGCGGAGAGAGGGCCUUGCUUACAAAAAGAAUGAGGUAUUUCUGGAUAUUGUGGAAAGUGUAAAUCUUCUCAUGUCUUCAAAAGGUAGUGUCUUGCGUUGUGAUGUAACGGGGAAGAUUCUUAUGAAAUGCUUCCUUUCGGGCAUGCCUGAUUUGAAGCUGGGAUUGAAUGAUAAAAUUGGCCUUGAGAAAGAAUCACAACUCAAAUCCCGUCCAGCUAAAAGUGGUAAAACAAUUGAGCUGGAUGAUGUUACUUUUCAUCAAUGUGUAAAUUUGACCAGAUUCAACUCAGAAAAGACCGUUAGUUUUGUCCCACCUGAUGGUGAAUUUGAAUUGAUGAAGUAUCGUAUAACUGAAGGAGUUAAUCUGCCGUUUAGGGUAUUGCCAACAAUUAAGGAACUUGGUCGAACACGCAUGGAAGUGAAUGUUAAGGUAAAGAGUGUUUUUGGUGCAAAAAUGUUUGCACUUGGAGUUGUCAUUAAAAUUCCGGUUCCUAAACAAACUGCCAAAACAAGCUUCCAAGUGACAUCAGGUCGUGCCAAGUACAAUGCUGCGAUUGAUUGCUUGGUCUGGAAGAUAAGGAAGUUUCCUGGACAAACUGAGCCAACCUUGAGUGCGGAAAUUGAGUUGAUUUCUACAAUGGCUGAAAAGAAAUCUUGGACACGUCCACCAAUUCAGAUGGAGUUCCAGGUCCCGAUGUUCACAGCAUCUGGUUUACGAGUUCGUUUUCUUAAGGUGUGGGAGAAGAGUGGUUAUAACACAGUCGAAUGGGUCCGUUACAUUACUAAAGCAGGGUCAUAUGAGAUUAGGUGCUAAAAACAAGGAAAUGCUGUUCCGGAAAAAGUUGCAAGGAAAUGUAGAGACGAAUUAGUUUGCAAAGGAACCCCCGCAUAAGAAUUUCACAUUGUUCAGAAGAAAGUAUGCGGCUGGGUUUCUUCCUGUGUUGAUUCUUUAUAUGUUUGGGGGUUGAUGUUGGUUGUGCUGUGUAAUGGCUAGCCCCCCCGCAUAGAAACAGAUUUUUUUUUUUCAUAUAUGUUUUUCUUUCAGUUAAUAACUGCAUUUUUCCUUAGCUUUUGAUUUUUUUUCCGUUUUGUUUUCUAUGAUUAGAAUGUAUUUGAAUCUUAGUUAUCUAAAGGAGAUGGUUAGUUGUCUUUA